CAUUCACCCGAGGAGGACGCGCUUUGACGAGUUCCUCCCCGGCCGGCCUCACGCGGACUCAGCCGGACCGGAGGCGCGCCACACAAGUGCGCAGCUCAGCAGCACUCUUCCGGCGCCCGCACCAGCGGCCGACGCGACAGCCAUGUCGGCCCGCGAGCGCCUCGCGGCCCAGGACGCGCAGCUCGAGCGCCUCGGCGCCGGCGUCGACCGCAUCCGGAACCUCGGCGAGACGAUGCAUGACGAGACCCGCCAACAACUGGGCUUGCUGGAUCAGUUGGAGGGCGACGUCGACAAGACGACGUCCGGCAUCCGCGAGGAAACGAAGCACGCGGAAGACGUCGCCGUGAGCGGCCAGACCUUCUACAUGUACGUCUGCAUCGCGAUCCUGAUCCUGGUCAUGGUCCUCGAGCUCAUCAUCGGCCUGCAGUAGGUAGUAGGCCACCCCUGUUCGUUAAAUCUUGAUAGUUAC
Molecule: messenger RNA, 469 nt
Organism: Pelagomonas calceolata
Lineage: Eukaryota; Pelagophyceae; Pelagomonadales; Pelagomonadaceae
Source: the annotation of a GenBank genome assembly